ACAAAAGCAACUCUCCUCUGGAGAUUUGCUUCAACUAUCUGCUAUUACCACUCUUAUCUUGAACAAUGCGUCCUCUGUCUCUUAACCCAUCUCUUUGCUCUUCUCGUUUCCCUUUCUUCUCCUUCUCAAACCCCAUUUUCCUCAAAUUCAGAAACAACCCCACAUUUUUUCAGAAAUCACGAAAUGGUCCUCCGUUUUUUAUCCUAAGGUGUUGUAGUUCUGGCCCUGUAACUGCUAAGCCUUCGUGGGAGCUUCAAAGGAACCGUGGUGUUCAAGAACCCGAUGAAAAGGUCGUCGCUCUUCGCCAGCUUUUUUCCAAGCCUGGAAUUGGCAUUGAUGCUUAUAUCAUUCCUUCUCAGGAUGCUCAUCAGUUGGCGAGUUGUACCGGGGUUGGCCCUCCGGAGGGUUUCUUGUUGCCGGACGUCAUCGCUGAAUGCUACACGAGGAGAACCUAUAUAUCAGGCUUUACUGGCAGUGCAGGGAUUGCUGUUGUCACAAAGGAUAAGGCUGCUCUAUGGACCGAUGGUCGCUAUUUUCUGCAGGCUGAGAAGCAAUUGAGUUCAAGCUGGAUUCUCAUGCGUGCGGGUAAUCUUGGAGUCCCGGGAACUAGUGAAUGGCUGAAUGAUGUUUUAGCUCCUGGUGGCCGAGUCGGGAUUGAUCCUUUCCUUUUUUCUUAUGAUGCUGCAGAAGAAUUAAAGGAGGCUAUAUCUCAGAAGAAUCUUGAGUUGGUUUACUUGUAUGAUUUAAAUCUUGUGGACGAAAUAUGGAAGGAAUCAAGACCAAAACCCCCGAACAAGCCAAUUAGGGUGCAUGAUCUGAAAUAUGCUGGUGUUGACGUGGCGUCCAAAUUAUCUACCCUCAGGGCCGAACUAGUUGGCACCGGUUCAUCCGCAAUUGUUAUAUCCAUGCUUGAUGAAGUUGCCUGGCUGCUGAACCUGAGAGGAAGUGAUGUCCCACAUUCACCUGUUAUGUAUGCGUACUUAAUCGUGGAGGUCAACGCGGCAAAGUUAUUUGUAGAUAAAUCUAAAGUCAUGCCGGAGGUGAUGGAUCACUUGAAGAAGGCGGGUGUAGAAUUAAGGCCGUAUGACUCCAUCCUUUCAGAAAUAAGGAGAUUGGCAGCUGAGGGGGCUAACCUUUGGUUAGAUACAUCAUCGGUUAAUGCUGCUAUUGUGGAGACCUAUAAGUCCGCUUGCGAUAAAUAUCUUAUGAACCGUCGGAGUAGAAGCAAAACAAAGAAUAAACAAUAUUUUGAAUCCGACGGUCUCUCUGUAGGUCCUUUUGGAGUUUAUCUGCGAUCCCCAGUUUCCUUGGCCAAGGCAUUGAAAAAUCCGUCAGAAUUAGAAGGGAUGCAGAAUUCUCACUUGAGGGAUGCAGCUGCUUUGGCACAGUUCUGGUGCUGGCUGGAAGAGGAAAUUCAUAAGAAUGUGAAUCUCACUGAGGUAGACGUAGCGCACAAACUUCUUGAAUUCCGUUCAAAGCAAGAUGGUUUCCUAGAUACGAGCUUUGAUACAAUAAGCGGUUCGGGUGCAAAUGGUGCUAUUAUACACUAUACACCUCAAGAAGAAAGUUGUAGUGUUGUGGAUCCCAAUAAAUUGUUCCUAUUGGAUAGCGGAGCGCAAUAUGUUGAUGGAACUACUGACAUAACAAGGACGGUACAUUUCGGUGAUCCGACUGCCAGGGAAAAAGAAUGUUUCACUCGAGUCCUAAAGGGUCACAUUGCUCUUGAUGAGGUCGUAUUUCCUGAAAACACCCCAGGUUUUGUGUUGGAUGCGUUUGCCCGCUCUGCCCUUUGGAAGAUCGGACUUGAUUACCGCCAUGGUACCGGCCAUGGUGUUGGAGCUGCAUUAAAUGUCCAUGAAGGUCCACAAAGUAUUAGCUUUAGAUAUGGAAAUAUGACCCCUAUACAGAAAGGCAUGAUCGUUAGCAAUGAACCCGGAUACUACGAGGACCAUGCCUUUGGCAUUCGAAUUGAGAAUCUCCUUUGUGUACGAGAGAUGAAUACACCUUAUCGUUAUGGAGGAAUCGAAUAUCUCGGAUUCGAAAAACUAACAUAUGUCCCCAUUCAGACUAAACUGGUGGACUUAUCUUUGCUCUCCGUCAACGAGAUUGAAUGGGUCAACUGUUACCAUUCACAAGUAUGGGAAAAGGUUUCACCAUUGCUGGAAGGCUCUGCUAGUCAAUGGCUUUGGAACAACACUCGGCCCGUUGAUAAACAAUGAUUCCCAGUCCCUAAAUUUCCAUUGAUAAUAAAC
This is a messenger RNA of Hibiscus syriacus, 2252 nucleotides long. RefSeq names its product aminopeptidase P2-like. The transcript is spliced from 14 exons. Gene Ontology annotation, molecular function: metalloaminopeptidase activity. NCBI's taxonomy places the organism in Eukaryota, Viridiplantae, Streptophyta, Magnoliopsida, Malvales, Malvaceae. Bases 66 to 2219 code for a protein of 717 amino acids. The record is from RefSeq and is a predicted model, not a curated record.